AGUGAUAGAUCUACGUCUUGGAAACAAUGAGCAAUCUCAUUUGGGGGCAUGGUCUUAGUGUUGACCGCUUCAAAUUUUUUGCACUAAUCUAGAGGGCCUGCCUAAUUUCGUCCAACCAUAACAUUAUUGUACGCGCGAUGUUUGCCAAAGAGCUUUUAACAGCAUUCAUCUGCAUUUUGCUCUGCCACAACCCCCAAUUAACUCACUCAAAGAAAUGUGGAUGCCUGGAAAAACCACCGAAGUACAAGACUUGCUUAGAUCAUUUCUGUAGGCCCCACCUUACGCCACACGCAAUUUUGCAAAAACAUUACGACUGCGUCUGCAGGCUGGGUGCAUAUCGAAAUCCCUGGGGUCAGUGCAUAACGCUGGACGAAUGCAAGAGCUGCGGCACGUUCCGGACUAAGAGUUUCAACCUGUGUGCGUCCGAAUGUCCGAUGCAGUGCGAUCAGCCCAUACCAAACUGUUCCAGCAGGUGUGUCGCCCGCUGCGACUGCGCUCCAGGAUACGUUCUGGACCGAGGUAACAAAAAAGAAUGCGUCAAGGCCGACUGCUGCCCCCCUAGGUGUCCCGCCAACUCGAAGUUCAAGCUGUGCGUCUCCAGCUGCCGACCUAUGUGCAACAGGCCACAGCCACGGAUAUGUUUUAACGAUUGCUUGAGAGGUGGCUGCGUGUGCAACCACGGCUUCGCCGAGACCGUUGUAGGAGGCGUGAAAACCUGCGUGCCCCAGUUCACCUGUGGUCAAAGCCACCAAUCUGUCGCCCAGAGACAAAGUCUUUGAAGCAAUGCAAUUUCUUCUAUUCGAAAAAAAAAGCCGACGUGUUUAGAGCUUAAGCAAAAUUACCAAUAAAGCGAUAGCGCACUAGUAGCGUC
This is a messenger RNA of Rhipicephalus microplus (southern cattle tick), 871 nucleotides long. Its product is annotated as zonadhesin. The record is from RefSeq and is a predicted model, not a curated record. Lineage: Eukaryota; Metazoa; Arthropoda; Arachnida; Ixodida; Ixodidae.